AUGGCCGGUGGUCCAAAGCAACCCCUCAACGUCUUCCGCCUCAGCACAGGCGAGGCCCCUAGGGAGAUCCUCAACUGGAGACUAUGGUUCGCUGUGCUCUCCUUUGGCCUCAUGGGCGCGGCCCGUGGUGUCGACGAGGGUCUCAUCACGGGAGCCUUUGACUCUGUGGAUUUCCAGCGCACCAUCAACUUUGACUCGUAUGAUGCUGUCGAGCAGGCCAACAUCAGAGGCAAUGUCUCUGCUAUGGUCCAGCUUGGAUCUAUUGCUGGUGCUCUCUUUGCUUUCCUUGUCUGUGAUCGAGUUGGACGCCUCUGGGCUACGCGUGAGCUGUGUGUCCUCUGGGUUCUGGGUAUUGCUAUCUUCAUGGGACACAAUGGCUCGCUUGGAGCUGUCUAUGCUGGACGCUUCAUUGCUGGCCUGGGUGUUGGACAAACAGUCGUGGUUGGGCCAGUCUAUCUCGCUGAAGUGGCCCCCGCCGCCGUCCGCGGUCUCUGCACUUGCGUCUUCACCGGCUUCGUCUACCUGGGCAUCGUGCUCGCCUACUUUGCCAACUACGGCUGCGAGCUACACAUCCCCGACGGCGCAAACCGCUGGCUCGUCCCCACAAGCCUGCACAUCAUGUUCGCCGGCCUAAUCUUCAUCCUCUCCUUCGCCCAGAUCGAGUCCCCGCGCUUCCACGUCAAGCGCAACAACUUCGAAGCAGCACUGAACAACCUCUCGCGUAUGCGCAACCUGCCCCCCGACCACGAAUACGUCAUCGACGAAAUCACCGCCAUCCAGUCCUCGCACCAGGCAGAGAUGGAAGCUACCCUGGGACUCGGCUGGCUUGGCGUCCUCAAGGAGGCCGUCCUCAUCCCCUCGAACCUCUACCGUCUGUACCUCGCCGCAAUGGUCCAGGUCCUCUCGCAGUGGUCCGGCGCGGGGUCCAUCACCGUCUACGCCCCGCAGCUCUUCUCCCUCCUCGGCAUCACCGGCAACAACGAGUCCCUCCUCGUGACCGCCGUCUUCGGCCUCGUGAAACUCGCUGCCGCCGUUAUCUGCGCGCUCUUCCUCGUCGACGUCAUCGGCCGCAAGCGCGCCCUCCUCCUGGGAAUCACCAUGCAAGCCAUUUCGAUGAUCUACGUCGCCGCCUUCCUCACCUCGGUUCCCGAACUCGGCGUCGACGACGAUUUCGUCCUCCCCGAGAACAAGAAGGGUGUUUCGCGCGGCGCAAUCGCCAUGAUCUACAUCAGCGGCAUGGGCUGGGCCCUCGGCUGGAAUAGCAUGCAGUACCUGCUCACGGCCGAACUCUUCCCGCUCCGGAUCCGUGCGUUUGCGACUUCCACCGCAAUGACACUCCACUUUGCGAACCAAUAUGGAAAUGCCCGCGCGGUGCCCAAUAUGCUCCUCCCCACUGAAGACGGUGGAAUUGAUCCCAAGGGCACGUUCUGGUGUUUCGCUGCCGUGACGAUUAUCGGCGGGGCGUGGGUUUGGUUCUCUAUUCCCGAGACUGCGGGACGCUCCCUGGAGAGUAUGGAGAAUCUGUUCCAGUUGCCGUGGUAUAAGAUUGGAUUGUAUGGAAACCGUGAUGCGGAGCAGAGGGAUCUGGCGACGAGUGCGGAGAAUAAGGUUGAGAUGGGGAAUGUGCAGGGGCGGGUUGAGACUGUUGAGAGGGUUUGA
This is a messenger RNA of Aspergillus calidoustus, 1659 nucleotides long. The record is from the annotation of a GenBank genome assembly. Lineage: Eukaryota; Fungi; Ascomycota; Eurotiomycetes; Eurotiales; Aspergillaceae.